Molecule: messenger RNA, 1631 nt
Organism: Panthera uncia (snow leopard)
Lineage: Eukaryota; Metazoa; Chordata; Mammalia; Carnivora; Felidae
Gene: PPP1R42
Product: protein phosphatase 1 regulatory subunit 42
Exons: 10
Coding region: 324-1376 (350 amino acids)
Molecular function (GO): protein binding
Source: RefSeq, a predicted model, not a curated record
GCCAGACCUGACGCUUCCAGACACCUCGCGCGAGAUUUCCCGGAAGCCAUUGCCCUAGGAAGAGCGUUGGGUCGCCUGGCAACCGCACCAAGGCUGCGGAGGAACCAGGCACUGAGGAAAUUUACAAACCUGACUUCCAGACUCAGUUCCUCCCGCAAGGGGAGAGGUGCCUUCAGGGAAGAAGUCUGGGGGCUGAAGAAACCAUAAAGCCACGUUUCUCAAACUUGUCUGCCAAAAGUUGAGCAUAAAACAAUAGUUAAACCUGCUUCCUGACAUGGUAUCAGAACAGAGCUACUGCUGAGAGUUUGACUUAUAGAGAAAUCAUGGUUCGACUAACCUUGGAUCUAAUUGCCAAAAGUAACAAUCUUAAACUCCGAAAAGAAGAAACCACUUCACGAUACCUGAAGAAAAUAACUCAUCUAAAUUUUUCAGACAAAAAUAUAGAUACAAUUGGAGACCUCUCUCCUUGCAAAAGUCUUAGUGUUUUAUACUUGUAUGAUAACCGUAUUAGUGAAAUCACUAACUUGAAUUAUGCUACAAAUCUGACCCACCUGUACCUACAAAACAAUUGUAUUUCAUGUAUAGAGAACCUCAGGUCAUUAAAGAAACUGGAAAAACUGUAUUUGGGAAGCAAUUAUAUUGCUGUCAUAGAAGGUUUAGAAGGAUUAGAAGGACUAAGAGAGCUUCAUGUUGAGAGUCAGAGGCUUCCCCUUGGAGAAAAGCUUCUGUUUGAUCCAAGAACUCUUCACUCUCUGGGAAAAUCCCUCUCUAUAUUGAAUAUCAGCAAUAAUAAUAUUGAUGACAUAAGAGACUUAGAAAUACUGGAGAAUCUUAAUCAGCUCAUAGCAGUUGACAACCAACUUCUGCAUGUGAAGUGCCUCCACCCCUCACCAACAGAAAGAAGUUUCUCUGAGAAGAAAGAUUUGGAAUUUUUACUGAACAAGUUGAUGAAGCUGUGGAAAAUGGAUCUAAAUGGAAAUCCUGUUUGUCUCAAACCCAAAUACAGAGACAGACUGAUACUGGUGUCCAAAUCACUGGAAUUUCUUGAUGGAAAAGAAAUUAAAAAUAUGGAAAGACAAUUCCUAAUAAAUUGGAAAGCAUCCAAAGAUGCCAAGAAAAUCAGCAAGAAAAAGAACAGUAAAAACGAGGAUGCAAGUAACUCAUACAUAAGUAACUUUGAAAGAAUCCAUCACAUAGUUCCUGUUUAUUACCCACAGGUGGGUAAGCCAAAAUUAGUCUUUUUCUCUGAUAUACCAAGAAACCUUGCAAAUGGAAAUGCAUCCUCAGAAAGCUCCCAAGAAGAUAAACCUAAAAUUGCUGAAGAUAUGGGGAAUCCCUCUUUGAAGGAAUGUGAAAGCUUGCUGACAAAAAAAUGAUAUAUAUGAAUUUCACCUUCUCCAUAACCCAAAAGAAAUGUUUGUAAAAAAAAAAAGUAAAUUCGUCCUUAAGUGUUCUUUAACAUUUGUUUUUUACCUUUACAGUACUAGACAAUAGCAUCUUCUGCAAUUUGUAGCUUUAUGGUAUCUCAUUAUGUAAAGAAAAUGAAAAUUGCUUUUCAAUUGCUUUAUGCCUCAUCACAUACAAUUUACUGAGAAAAUAAAGAUGUGCUUCCACAUUCAUCAAAAGAAAGU